Fraxinus pennsylvanica is the source of this 474-nucleotide messenger RNA. NCBI's taxonomy places the organism in Eukaryota, Viridiplantae, Streptophyta, Magnoliopsida, Lamiales, Oleaceae. The record is from the annotation of a GenBank genome assembly.
AUGAGGGCGUUGGACAUUUUGGAGUUGGGACUGUCCUUAGAGAUCACUCCGGUGCUGUACUUGCAGCCCAAUCGCGAACAAUCGUGGAACAAUUCCCUCAAGUUUCUGAAGUACAAUAAACUCGAAAGACAAUCAAGAAAGCUCAAAGCCAUGGAUGAUGGCAUUCAAGAGAGACUGCUUGGUUCGGAAGGAAAAGAGGUGAGCGAUUUGAAAGGGAAGGUCUACGACGAAUCCAAGAAGAUAUGGAGGGUAGCGUUGCCUGGAAUUAUAGCGCGAGUGGCUUCAUUCGGAACCAUAAUAGUGACACAAUCAUUUAUUGGACACAUAAAUUCGUUAGAUCUUGCUGGUUAUGCCCUCGUUCAAACUCUUAGCGUGCGAUUUAUCAAUGGAAUACUGAUAGGCAUGUCGAGUGCAACUGAAACACUCUGUGGACAAGCGUAUGGAGCACGACAGUACCAUAUGAUGGGCAUUUAA